AUGCAGGGCGGAGAAUUGAGGCACACGAUCAAAGUUGUGGCUGUCACCAUCGUCACCAUCACGGCGACUCUGUUCUUGCUGCCCCCCAGGCCUGGAUUUGCAUUGAAAGGCCAACCAGGCGAGGACAACGCGCUGCUCACAACGGGGAAACAAUGGCCAGAGGACGGGACCUGUAGGCUAUAUGGGAUUGAGCUCGAGCCAGAAGUGCCUAUUCCUCCUCCCCACCGCCCUUCCUCCACAAUCGACGUGGAGACUGAUACUAUUACUCCACCGCCGUCUCUCGAAUCGUCUGCGCCGUCUACCUCGCCACAGCAUACAGCUUUACCCAACAAGCAUAUUCCAGCGUGUCCAACAGGGCCUGCUAAAUAUACCGACCUAGAUACACCACCGCCAUCUCCAGGAGGCGCGCAAGACUUCUGCCAAACAUCUCUUCUAUACCCCCCGGACAACUAUGUCAAGACUGUGGCUGGAACUUUAGCGAUAUAUGAAAUUGUCGCGUCACAGGUCGCUGACGCCUUAGAAUACGCGGCUAGUCAGUCACUUCCUUCACCUUCUGGCGUCUUCCCAUGGCUUCACGGAUUGCACCCUCUCAAUCAUAUGCAGCAAACAUUCUUCACUGGCCGCCGAGGAUCAAUCCUUAAACCCCCAUCUGGCUUCAGAGCAAUCACCCUCGUAAAAGCCGAUGGCGAUCUCACCAAUAGUCGCCUCAAGGGCGCCGUUAGCCCCGAAGAAAUAAUGAAAAACAGUCCCACGGCUGAGUUUAUAGACCCCGAUCCUGCGGAUGGCUUUUCCGUACGAAACUUCCAGAUUCAGGUCGCGAAGAUGGCUCUUGUAUCUGACAUCAUCGUCUACGGCGAUGACGUACCUCAAACCAGGCGGAUGGCCUGGGACAUUGCUGCUGCGCAGAAGAGAUGGCAAGAGCAAAACGGUAUCCACGCAGACGGCAUUCAAGAUCAUUAUUGCUUUGUCUGUACUUGCCCGUUUUCCGACUUCGAGCGGUACCAUGGCGAUCUCGUUGCUGUUGAUGCGGCCGGCUGUCUGACUGGUCAAGUCUUGGACUUGGUCCAUCAGGAGCGCAGAGAGAUGUGGGAUAUGACAGUCGCAUCAGAGAUAUCUCAUAAUGUCUACAUGGGACCGACUCCAGAGCCCGGCAGUUCUGAGGAGCAGCGUUUUGAUGUCUUGAUUGAAUGCAGUGACCUCGGUAGGAUGAACCCCGAGUCGCUGAGGCGGGUGGCUAGAUGCUCUGCUGAAAAAGUGCCCGAGGCCUUCCAUGAGUUUCCGUCCUCAGGGAGCAUCCUCCCGCCUACUUAUUCUCAGACAGAAGCAGACGGAAUUUUGAACACCUGCAAAUGGCUCUAUCACAUUUCGCACGGCACUCUUCCGGAUCCCGAAAUUGUUGGAGGCAAAGAUGGGGAUGUGGAGAUAUGUUUUGACGAAGAGAGAGGCGUCAACAGUCUGCGAGCUCGCAAAGUCCUGAUCCACUGCGCCGAUGGCUAUACCGAAUCCAGUAUGCUAGGUAUAGCAUAUUUGAGCUAUAGCUCCGGGCUUCCAGUGCCAGAUGCAUGGUUAAAUCUCCAUACGACGAAACAGCGCAACUUUUUCGCAUAUCCUACUGAUGUUGCUCUGCUGAAGGCUAUUUCCCCUCGCCUCCUCCGUGAAUCACCGGAAUGCAAGAACAAAGAUACCAGCGAGCUCAUGGCUCUGGUGAAGAAUGAACCGAAUUGGUUUUGCAGUCUGGAUGGCUCACUACCAAGUCGCAUACUCGAAUACCUGUAUCUGGGUAAUCUCGGCCACGCGAACAACCCGUCUCUCCUACGAGAUAUGGGCAUUGGUCAGAUCCUGUCUGUUGGCGAGACUGCCUCUUGGCGGGAAGGCGACUUAGAAGUCUGGGGACAAGACAAUAUUUGUAUUAUUCAAGGGGUGCAAGACAACGGCAUUGACCCAUUGACGAAUGAAUUUCAGAGAUGCCUCGACUUCAUUGAUCGAGGAAAACGACUAGGGACGUCAACUUUGGUCCAUUGCCGCGUCGGCGUUUCGCGAAGCGCGACCAUAUGUAUUGCCGAGGUCAUGCGUGUCCUUAGGCUCUCUUUUCCACGAGCGUAUUGUUUUGUGAGAGCUCGGCGACUGAACGUUAUUAUACAACCACAUCUACGGUUUGCGUACGAGCUGUUACAGUGGGAGCAAGCUCUGUUGCAGACCGACGAUAACGCAGGCACGUUUAAACGAGAACUUGAAUGGGCCGAAAUAACGCGAGAAAUCGCGCUGAUGAACAGGCCGUAUUCACGUUAA
Molecule: messenger RNA, 2289 nt
Organism: Cordyceps militaris CM01
Lineage: Eukaryota; Fungi; Ascomycota; Sordariomycetes; Hypocreales; Cordycipitaceae
Product: protein tyrosine phosphatase Pps1, putative
Exons: 3
Coding region: 1-2289 (762 amino acids)
Biological process (GO): nuclear DNA replication; protein dephosphorylation
Molecular function (GO): protein tyrosine/serine/threonine phosphatase activity
Source: RefSeq, a predicted model, not a curated record